CUUUUUGGGACGCGCCCUAAAUGACUGCUUCAGUUCCUCCAGGAGGGCGAGGAGGAGUGUUUAUUUUUACUGGAGGUGUUUAAAAAUACUGUCUAGGUGGGCGAGGGGCUGAUUUAAUGGGAGGCUGAAGCUAAACGGCCACCUAUUUUUGGACAUAUCUCGCCAAAGAAAAAGUCCGAUACCUUAGACGAAUAAAUUCCGUUAUCAGAGAUCAUCUCCAGCACUUUUCUGACAAGUGUAAGAAUAAGCUAGGUUAGCUAGCUAGCCUGUAGCUAGCAUAUCCCGAGGGUUGUUGACUAAGUGAACUGAUACCGAAGCCGGCGCAACAUUAUAAGGUGGAUUUCGAUGCAGAUGUGUUUGUUAUGUGUACAUUAGCUGAGAGCUUUAUCCCGAGACUGACUGGCUGUCCAGGUGGAUUCAGUUAGCUGUGUUAGCAAAAUAAGUAGCGAAUAGCAAACCACAACAACUAUCAACCUUUUCUGUCCACUGAUUUAGAGUUUUCUUUCCAUUAGGACAAGUAAGAAUAUGACCGCCAUGCGUGUGGAUGCCAAGGUGGUCAUGCUUGGAAAGGAGAGUGUGGGUAAAACCAGCCUGGUGGAGAGAUACGUACAUCAUCGCUUUCUUGUUGGACCAUAUCAAAAUACCAUUGGAGCCGCAUUUGUUGCAAAGCCCAUCAACGUUGGUGACAAAGUUAUUACGUUGGGGAUAUGGGACACAGCUGGAUCUGAACGAUACGAAGCCAUGAGUAGAAUUUACUACAGAGGAGCCCGAGCUGCCAUUGUCUGUUACGACCUGACGGACAGCAGCAGCUUCUCGAGGGCCAGGUUCUGGGUGAAGGAAUUGCAGACUUUUGAAGAGCACUGCAAGAUCUAUCUGUGCGGUACAAAGAAUGACCUCAUUGAGGCCGACAGGAGUGCACGACAAGUAGACUACCAUGAUGUACAAGACUUUGCAGAUGAAAUAGGAGCACAGCAUUUUGAGACUUCUAGCAAAACAGGAAACAAUGUUGAUGAACUCUUCAUGAAAAUAGCAGAGGACUUCAGUAACUCAGCUUUUGAGCUCAUGCAAGACGAGAAAGGAGUGGACCUCGGCCAGAAGAAAGACUCUUAUCUCUACACCUGUUGCCACCACUGACCCAACACAGGACACUUUUGUGUUGCCUUGUGUCACCUGGAAAUACUGGAUGCCCUCCCUUCUUAUUUUAAAAACAAAGACUGUUCUGGAGUAUAUGGGUAGCCAAGCUGCGUUAUGAAACCCAAUUAUUUUCAUGAGACUUGUUGAUAAUGAAGACUGGAUAAACUGGAAGCUGACAUACUUCCCCCUUGCUGAAAAGGGGGCGGGGAAAAAAAACUGCAACCAUAAUUGCAUGGAAGUGAUCAUUACCACUGUUCCUGAUGGCCUUUUUCCCCACAGCAUAAUUGCCUUGAAAGAUUUUCUUUUAAUGACUUCUGUUGGACAUUUUGUGGACUGUGACCAUCUCAUGUAAGGUGGUCACAUGACCAUCAAGUUUACACAUGGUAAAGAUUGACUUAUCUGGUUCUAUUUAUCAUUUCACGCUGGUAAGCUAAGGGUGUAGCUGUUGUGAGAAGUUGCUUUUUGACUUAUCUGAGACCAGUUUUGCUACUACUCUUAAAAUGAAUAAGAUUAUGCUUUGGUUUGAUAGAACUGGUUCUGAUUAAGUGCUGAUGAUGUUUGACAGUAUUUAUUAUUUUCUUUUUCAGCUGAAACAAUUAUACCACUACAGGACAAGCUGCAAAUGUUUCUGCUGAUGUGAUAGUUCUCACACAAGUAGCAGUAGAUAAAGCAGUAGGUAAAGGCAAACCCAAGCCUCAUUGUCUCAUGGUAACAUGGUGUUUGAGAGACAUCUCACUGGGAUAGUGUUCUCUGACCGUUGCACCUUCCUGAAUUUAGAUGAGCUGGAGGGUGGGUUUGGUGAGUUUUUGUUAGGUUUGAAAUGAGGCAAAACCUUCAAUGCAUGGAAGCCUGACCUUCUGCAGGUUGAAGUGGCUGUGAAACAGUGCUGACAUUUUGCCUUUUUUCCAUUUACCCAAAUCCGAGCUGAGUUACAGCGCUUGUUGAAUGUGAUGUUCAUGUUUACAUUAUUAUGAAAAAAAAGACAGAAAAAUGGAACCAGACAGAAAAAUCUGUCUUUUAAAUUAAUUUUACUGUGGUUUGUUACGGAUUAGGUUUUUCUGAACUGGGGUUUUGUCUUUGUCAAUGUGAAAAGUCAUCUGACCUUUGUACAUGCAGCCUUAAUUUGCUUUCAGCUUAUAUUGCGCCUGUACAGAAUACUUAUUUUGGGGGUUAUACAUUGACAUGUUUGUAUCAAGGUAUAUUCAACUAUAUUUGUUUUGCCAGAUAUCCAACAGGCAAAACCUGUGUCAGAGCUUUGUGCCAACUGUGUAUUUGCAGUGAACCAUGUGUUGUCAUGACCUGGUCUUAUGAAUAACCCCAGUGCAAUUGACACUAAAGUACAAGUCUUUACACAACUCGGUCAUCUUCUGUUUUACCAGUAAGUCACUUACACGUGCUGUAGCUACACUGUACAUACUCCACGCUCCAAGUUGCACACGCAAAGCUGAACUACUUUGAUAAGAUGAUCAUUGUGAUCCAUUGUGGAGGAUGAAAUUGUCGCCUUUAUAGAUUUCUUGUGAGUGAUCAGAUAAUAAGCAGUAAUGAAGCACAAGAAGGAUCAGCUUAAGGCUUAUUAAAGAGAGCAAAUACUUUUUUGGGACCCUAUAAUCUGCCAUUUCGGUCACAGAAAAUUAGUUUACAAAGCCAGUAUUUGUUGGAGUGAUUGGGGCCCAUCACAAGAACCACUUGCAUUUCAAUAAUGUCCCUUUUUCAGUUUACGUCACACAUAUAAAUAUAAUACUUGUGGUCAUAUGAAAUAUGUUGUCAACUGUCAACCACAAUACGUGUUUGCCCGAAACACUGGCUAAAGAAAAAAAAGUGUUCCACCAAGAUUGUGAAACUUUAAGUACUGUCAUUUAUUAUGUACAAAGCGCUACAGCACAAUUAAAUUCUCUCACAAGGCAGCGGAUUUUUUUUUUUGUUUUGUUUUUUGUCUUUUGGCUGAUACACCACCAUGAAGCAGACCAAAAGCAGUACAAUGGCAGGUUCUCGGAGGAGUGUAAAAAUAUGAGCUGUCUGUGUACAUAUGAGUGCAGUUAAAAACAUGUAAUGUUACUACAAGUGCAACACACUAGCUGUUUGAUUAUGACCUUUGUGCCACAUCACUUUUUGGUAAACCAAUCUGUUAAACGGGGGACAGCGAGCAAACAUGCAGAGAAUCCAAAAUCAGAUCUGCCCAAUCAAAUACAUCGGCCCAUUGCCAGAUUGUAGUGAUGAAUCCCAUUGUCUUUUUUGCCUCAUUAUUUGCCUUUUACUUUUACUAUGCUAUCAAGAGUAAAAACUUUCGAUGAAACGUCA
Colossoma macropomum (tambaqui) is the source of this 3432-nucleotide messenger RNA. RefSeq names its product RAB24, member RAS oncogene family (gene rab24). Lineage: Eukaryota; Metazoa; Chordata; Actinopteri; Characiformes; Serrasalmidae. The transcript is spliced from 9 exons. Bases 526 to 1134 code for a protein of 202 amino acids. The record is from RefSeq and is a predicted model, not a curated record. Gene Ontology annotation, molecular function: GTPase activity; GTP binding.